Menidia menidia (Atlantic silverside) is the source of this 2247-nucleotide messenger RNA. Lineage: Eukaryota; Metazoa; Chordata; Actinopteri; Atheriniformes; Atherinopsidae. The record is from the annotation of a GenBank genome assembly.
UGGAUGUCUCGCUUCUAUAAGACAGGAGAAGACGGUGGGGCUGGGGGGGAGGAGGUGGAGGUAUAACCUAUAGGCUUGAUUAUUAUGCAGUCACCGAGACUUGGCGAUAGAGCCGUCAGAGAAGGGGCAGAAAGAGGGGCUUGUCGCUGAAAUCGGAGGUGACAGGGAACGCGCCAUGGCGCUGGAGCCGGAGGGGGACAAGCUGCUGCUGCAGGACGUGCUGGCGAGAUCCGGCAACGAGACGUGCGCGGACUGCGGCAAUCCAGAGCCGGAUUGGGCGUCGCUAACUUUGGGAGUGUUCGUCUGCCAGGCCUGCUCCCUCCUCCACCGCAGCAUCCCUCACAUCAGCCGGGUCAAGUCUGUCCAGGACACGUGGGAUGGAAGCGAGGUGGAGUUAAUGGCAGCUAUGGGGAACAGUGCAGCCAAGGCCAAAUAUGAGCAGAAAGUCCCUGCUUUCUACUACAGACCAACGCACACGGACUGCAAGCUGCUGAGGGAGCAAUGGAUCAGAGCCAAGUACGAACGAAAUGAGUUUGAGUUCAUCGAGAAGCAGGAGCCUUACUCUGCAGGGUACCGCGAGGGGUUUCUAUGGAAACGGGGGAGAGACAACGGUCAGUUCCUGAGUAGAAAGUUUGUCCUAUCGGAGAGAGAGGGAGCCCUCAAAUACUUCAACAAGCAGGAUGCCAGGGAUCCCAAGGCAAUCAUGAAAAUUGAAACCCUUAAUGCCACCUUUCAACCGGCCAAGAUCGGCAACCCCUGCGGCCUGCAGAUCACCUACCUGAAAGACAACAGCACAAGGAACAUCUUUGUCUACCACAGCGACGCCAAGGAGAUGGUCGACUGGUUCAACUCCAUCCGAGCAGCCAGGUUCCACUACCUGCAGGUGGCCUUCCCCGGAGCAGGUGAUGAGGAGUUGGUGCCAAAACUGACACGAAACUUUAUGAAGGAGGGCUUCAUGGAGAAAACUGGCCCAAAGCACACAGAGGGCUUCAAGAAGAGGUGGUUCACUAUGGACGACAGGCGGCUCAUGUAUUUCAAAGACCCCCUGGACGCCUAUGCCCGAGGGGAGGUGUUCAUCGGCAGCAAAGAGAACAGCUACACCGUCCUGUCCGGGCUGCCCCCGUCCACGCAGGGCUACCACUGGAACCACGGCAUCACCAUCAUCACGCCGGACAGGAAGUUCCUCUUUGCCUGCGAGACCGAGGCCGAGCAGCGGGAUUGGAUAGCCGCUUUCCAGAGAGUCAUCAACAGACCAAUGAGGCCGCAGGAAUACGCAGUGGAGGCCCAUUUCAAGCAUAAGCCUUGAAGCCCGCAGGAAAUCGCAGCUCAACUGUGCCGGCCCAGUCCCAUCGGGAUCAGAAACGGUCACUGCAGAGUGUGAGAGGUGGACAUAGUAGGUGCUGAUGGGCUUGGGGUCAGAGGUUGUUUUUUUUGUGCAAGAAGAAGAAGAAAAAGAAGAAGAAGAGUCUAAAAAAACAGAGGGACUUGAGUCUAUGUGAAGACAGCUGCGAGGACCCUCGUGGUGGGACUAGGACUAGGUAGAUGAUGUCAUCCCUAUUGCGCCUACCAAACCUGUACUGUACAGUAUCAUACCAGAUCCCCUCUUUUUCCUCAGCCCUGUGGACCCCUCCCUUGCAACAAGCUCCCCUCUCCCCUUGAAUUUUGUCUCGUGAAUGGUUUAUUCUGCCUGUAAUCUACUGUAAUUAUGUAAUCUAGAGUCAUUUCACUGGUUGCUUAACAAAGACAAUGCAUUGUUAAUUUAUUGAAUGUACAGUUUUGAUGGCAGUGGCUUACAUGGCGUGUGGAAUUGUGACGUUUUCAUCGAGGACGCUCAAGAGGUCGGACCUCCGGACCACUGAGACCCUGCUAAACCUGAAAUCUACAAAGUGCUGUUAACGACAAAUAUGCAUACAGAACUCACACACAAACUCAGUGAACACCGGCGCUGUUAACUUAGCUGGGGGCAGGCUGAUCUGCAUCCAGGCAGGGUUCUUUUAAAAAAAACAUCGGUCUUAAAGCUGUUCUCUUAUUUAUUUGUACUUUUGAACUAGUACUAAAUCAUCGUAGACGUAAUUAUCGCUGCUUUCAUGGAUUGUAAUGUGACAGGAUUGUAAUUUAUACAUUUCAACCGUUGGCUUUACUUUUUACACCUUGUUUCGGACACAUUUUGUUCUAACUCCUUGCAUCACAGUGAGAGUUGUUUCAUUAUAAAGAUCGUGUCAUUAAUACAGAUGAGGCUGAAAUCCC